AUGAAUGGCUUUGAAAAGAAGAGCCUGGACGAAGAUGCCUUCGGCGACAAUAAAGCUCUAGCGGGCCUGAAGACCUUCGAUGCUUUCCCGAAAACAAAAGCCUCCUACACAACUCCAACCCGCAGCGGAGGUCAAUGGACCGUCCUCAUCCUCCUAAUCUGCACCGUCUUCAGCUGGUCCGAACUAAAAACAUGGUGGCGCGGCACAGAGAACUACCACUUCAGCGUUGAAAAGGGUGUCUCGCACGAGCUACAGCUAAACCUCGACAUAGUAGUCGACAUGCCCUGCGAAGCCCUCCGCAUCAACAUCCAAGAUGCAGCCGGCGACCGCAUCCUCGCCGGCGAGCUGCUAACCCGCGAAGACACAAGCUGGAUGCUCUGGAUGCAGAAGCGCAACUACGACACCUACGCCGGCCACGAAUACCAGACCCUGUCCCACGAAGAAGCAGACCGACUCUCGGAGCAGGAGGCCGACUCGCACGUCAGCCAUGUCCUGGGGGAAGUGCGCCAUAAUCCGCGCCGCAAGUUCCCCAAGGGCCCGCGCAUGCGCCGCGGCGAUGUCCCAGACGCAUGUCGCAUUUACGGCAGUCUCGAGGGUAACAAGGUCCAGGGUGAUUUCCACAUCACCGCGCGUGGCCAUGGGUACCGUGAGAACUCGCCGCAUCUCGAUCACGGCUCCUUCAACUUCUCGCACAUGAUCACAGAACUUUCAUUCGGCCCUCACUACCCCAAUCUCUUGAACCCGCUCGAUAAGACCAUCGCCGAGAGUGACGCCCACUACUACAAGUUCCAGUACUUCCUCUCCGUCGUGCCGACCCUGUACAGUCGCGGCAAGGGUGCGCUGGAAGCGUACACGCGCUCGCCUGAGAAGGCCGCACGGUACGGGCGCAACACUGUGUUCACGAACCAGUAUGCGGCGACAAGCCAGUCCGGGCCGAUUCCCGAGUCGCCGAUGCUUGUGCCGGGGAUCUUCUUCAAGUAUAACAUUGAGCCGAUCCUGUUGCUGGUCAGCGAGGAGAGAGCGGGCUUUUUGUCGCUGUUGAUUCGUGUGAUCAAUACCGUUUCCGGUGUGCUUGUCACUGGUGGUUGGCUUUAUCAGAUUACGUCUUGGGCUGGGGACGUCUGGGGCCGGAGGAAGAACCGUUCGUCUGAAGGAUAUUUGACCGGAAAGGCUUCUUCGGAUUAA
Penicillium soppii is the source of this 1185-nucleotide messenger RNA. Its product is annotated as endoplasmic reticulum-Golgi intermediate compartment family protein. The record is from RefSeq and is a predicted model, not a curated record. The transcript has 3 exons. Gene Ontology annotation, cellular component: Golgi membrane; endoplasmic reticulum membrane; endoplasmic reticulum. Lineage: Eukaryota; Fungi; Ascomycota; Eurotiomycetes; Eurotiales; Aspergillaceae. Bases 1 to 1185 code for a protein of 394 amino acids. Gene Ontology annotation, biological process: retrograde vesicle-mediated transport, Golgi to endoplasmic reticulum; endoplasmic reticulum to Golgi vesicle-mediated transport.